Aspergillus aculeatinus CBS 121060 is the source of this 1099-nucleotide messenger RNA. Its product is annotated as phosphoribulokinase/uridine kinase family protein. Lineage: Eukaryota; Fungi; Ascomycota; Eurotiomycetes; Eurotiales; Aspergillaceae. The transcript has a single exon. The record is from RefSeq and is a predicted model, not a curated record. Gene Ontology annotation, molecular function: kinase activity; ATP binding. The coding region runs from base 243 to 947 and encodes 234 amino acids. Gene Ontology annotation, cellular component: cytoplasm.
UCGCCACGCACGAGUCACCCUCAAUAUCGGAGCACUGUGAACCGAUACCCCUCCUCACGGUUCAAAAUGACUAUCGAGCAAACUGCGUGCAGUAUGUCGGUGGCUCUCAGGAGGGCAGUCAGUGUCUUCUCUGCAUUCCCAGGUGUUGCUUGCGAACCACUUGGUUGGACAGACGUAUGGAAAUCACCCCAUCCGGCCUCUAUCAUCCUCCUCAUCAGAUAAAAACUGAAAUUCUGGCCUAGAUGGAAGCCAAAUAUGCAAAGAUUGCGGACAUCAUCCGCCAGAAAGCCCGCGCUCACCACAGGAAAAGGCUCCUCGUAGCUAUCGCUGGCAUCCCGGGCUCGGGAAAAACAACCACUGCAGCGGCAGUCGCUCAGCUUCUGCGAUCUACUUCUCCCGCUCUGGCCACGGCGCUUCUGUCCAUGGACGGCUUCCAUCUCUCGCGGGCUGGCCUAGACAUGCUCCCCAACCGAGAAGAGGCUUAUCUCCGUCGCGGUGCGCCCUGGACGUUCGAUGCAUCCCGUUUCGUUGCCGUUGUCCGACAGCUACGCCAGUGGGCAGACCUAGACCCUCAAGCUGACCUAAGUGUCGAACUGCAAACCAUCCAUGCGCCCUCCUUCGACCACGAGGCGAAAGACCCCGUGGAGGACGGCGUUGUCAUCACCCCGGACACGUCCGUCGUCAUCAUCGAAGGCAACUAUUGCCUGCUGAACGAACAAAUAUGGCGCGAUGUCGCGCAGCUAGUUGAUUAUCGGAUCUUUGUUGACACAGACCUACAAGAGGCCCGCCGGCGUGUCGCCAAGCGGCACGUUCAGGCCGGGAUUGAGGCCACUCUCGACGCGGGGCUCCAUCGGGUGGACAGCAACGACUAUCUCAAUGCUCUGAUCAUUCAGGACAAGCUGAUUACUCCCGAUUUGGCGGUGCAAAGUAUAAUAGAAAAUGCAUAGCAGUUCGCAAAUAAUUCACAGUUCUCUCUGAAGGCUAUAAAAUACACGCACCCCCAUCAAGAAACAAUUAUAUCCUAGACCGUAACCCGACAUUACUCCUUGAUCUUCUGCUUAUGAAAAACAUCUACUAAAUCAGCCUCUCUCCCACAUCA